AAUUAUUUUCUAUUCUGGAGAAAGGAUCGAGUGCUCCUCAGCUACCUUAACUUCCCCUCUCUCUCGCUCUCUCAGAUUUUCAAUUUUUAAUUUCGUCGCCGGAGUUCCUUCGCCGGAAAAUUGAUCAGUCAUCGAUCAACGAUCGGCCUACUGCUGCUAAAGUCCGUACGUGCUGACACUUGUACAGCAGGAAUCGGAAGAGUAAAGGGGGGGAUUUUUUUACUGUGAAGUAGGAGGAGGAAAAUGUCUUUCCAGAACAAGGGUUUAUGGAUGCGAAAGACCGGUGGGCAUGUAAAUGAGGGAGAUGGAAAUUUUGGCAACCAUUCAAGAAUGGAGCCAAAGCGGUCUCAACAAUGGUUUGUAGAUGCUGGUGAAGCAGAGCUGUUCCCAAACAAGAAGCAAGCAGUGCAUAUUCCAAACAGCAAAUUGAGCUCAGGAAUGUCAAAUGAAAAUGUCUCUUCUUGGGAGAAUGCUUCCAGUUUCCAGUCAGUUCCCCACCAAUUCAUUGACCGGUUAUUUGGAUCUGAUACAACAAGCUCUGUGAACUUUGCUGAAAGGAAUGUGUCUCCUGUCGGAUCAGAUAAUUGGAAUCCAAGGAAGGGUAUCGACGACCAGUUUGGAGAAGAUGGAUCUGUUAGUUUGUCAGUAUCUCAUGCGAUGGAAGAUCCUGAAACUUUUAGCUAUGCUGGAAUUAAAAAAGUCAAAGUCAAUCAGGUCAGGGACGGUGACAAUACUAUGCAUGUUUCGAGGGAACAUGGUUCUAAUAGGGACAAUAAUAGUAACCUGUCCACAAAUCAGGCAUUUGAUAGGAUAAAUGAAACUGGUUUUUUAUCGGUAGGGCAGGCCUAUGAUAAGGAGCACAGUAGUGUCACACUAAUGGGUCAUGCCUACAACCAGAGGGAUGCCCAUGGCAGACCAAUAGGUCCCAGCUAUGGCAAGGGGGAUGAAAGUGUGGUAGCAAUGGCUGACAGUUACAAUAAAGGGAAUGCAAAUUUGAUAUCUUUUGGUGGGUUUCCUGGUGAUCAAGAUAUUGUAGCCAUGGGCAGGCCUGUUGGUAACUAUGAUCAAUUAUACCAUCCGUCUACAGUUCAAACAUCAGAAACUGUGUUCGAGAAGGAAUUGGAUGUAUCAAAUGCCAGUGCAGUUGAUAUUGCUUCUGUACCCAAAACAAGACCUGAGUCAGUUUCGAAGAAUAAACCCGAGGUCAAAACAUCAAAGAAACAAGCUCCAAACAGCUUCCCGUCAAAUGUUAGGAGCUUGAUUUCUACAGGCAUGCUUGAUGGGGUUCCUGUAAAGUAUGUUUCCUUGGCAUGUGAGGAGCUUCGCGGGAUUAUAAAAGGUGUCGGCUAUCUAUGCGGGUGUCAAUCAUGUAAUUAUACUAAGGUGCUUAAUGCUUACGAGUUUGAGCGCCAUGCUGGUUGCAAAACAAAGCAUCCAAACAAUCACAUAUUCUUUGAGAAUGGCAAGACCAUCUAUCAGAUAGUGCAAGAAUUAAGGAGCACGCCUGAGAGCCUGUUGUUUGAUACACUUCUAACUGUAUUUGGUGCUCCGAUCAAUCAGAAAGCUUUUAACAGUUGGAAAGAAUCAUUUCAAGCGGCAACUCGUGAACUUCAGCGUAUUUAUGGAAAGGAGGAACUGAACUUUUAGGAGUGUGUAUAGAAGAUUGGAGAAAGUUUUUUUACGCGCGUGAAAAUAAUUACUUUUGUUAAUGUAUUUUGUAUGGCAAAUGGAUGGAGGAAUUUAAGCUUUUUUGUUAAAUUGGGUACAGUAGUUUAUGCAAAUGUAAGUUAUUAUAUGGCAGAGUUUAUGGGUUGAUCUUGA
This is a messenger RNA of Pyrus x bretschneideri (Chinese white pear), 1821 nucleotides long. RefSeq lists its product as uncharacterized. The record is from RefSeq and is a predicted model, not a curated record. The coding region runs from base 244 to 1647 and encodes 467 amino acids. NCBI's taxonomy places the organism in Eukaryota, Viridiplantae, Streptophyta, Magnoliopsida, Rosales, Rosaceae. The transcript is spliced from 6 exons.